AUCCAGAAAAAAAAAAUACAUGUGUGUGUAAAGGCAAUGUUUACAUCUAAUAUUAAUUCCACAAUUUAACCAAAUUAAAUAAUAAUAAAAAAACAAUAACAGUUUAUAACAAUUUAAAUAAAUAAUUAAAUCUAAUAGCAACAAUGUAUUGUCAUUAUUAAAUUAAAUAAUUUACGUGUAUUUAUUUAAUUGUGAAAAUAUGAUGAGUGUGUAAGUGUGACAAGACGUGACUUGAAAUAGCAAAAAUAAUUAUUGCAAAUAAUUGCUCAACUAUUUAAUAAAUUAAUGUAUAAAAUUAUAUCUAUGAUUCAUAAAAAGAUUAUAUGUACAUUAAAAUUAUUUAAAAAUGCUUGAGGGACUUGUUGCCUGGGUAUUAAAUAAUUAUCUAGGCAAAUAUGUUGAAAAUUUAAAUACUGAUCAGCUGAGUAUUGCUCUAUUAUCAGGUGAGGUUGAACUUGAAAAUUUACCACUUAAAAAAGAAGCACUAAGACACAUUGGAUUACCAAUUGAAAUAAAAGCUGGAUUUAUUGGUAAAGUUAGACUUCGUGUACCUGUUAGACAAAUUAGAACAGCACCAUGGGUGAUUGUUAUCGAACAACUUUAUUUAGUGGCUGGACCAAUAAAAUUAGACGAAUACGACAGCGAAGUCGAAGAACAAAUAAUACAAGAAUACAAACACAGUCGUUUAGAUACAUUAGAAGCAAGUUGGCGAGCAAGUACAGAACGUGAUCCAGGUUAUUAUGCAACGAGUUAUAGUUCCUGGUUAAAUUAUGGAACUUCACUAGUCACAAAUAUUAUUGAAAAUCUUCAAUUAAAUAUAAAAGAUGUACAUUUAAGAUUUGAAGAUGAUUUAAUUUUAAGUAAUGAUACUGGUAUUGCUCUUGGUAUAACAAUAAAAGCAUUAUCAGCAAAAAGUUGUGAUUCAACAUGGACACCAGGUUCAACAUCAUGGAAUUUUGAUGAUGCUUCAUUUAAACUUAUGGAACUUGAUGGUUUAUCAAUAUACUGGAAUCAUAUGACUAAAAAUGAAAUGUUUAGUCGUUUAAAUCUUGGUGAUUUAGCUAUUGCAAUGAGUGAAUCACGUAAUGUUAAAAAUAAUUAUAUAUUAUCACCAGUAAGUGCUUGUGCACGUAUAAAACGUGAUCGUUGUGAAAAACCAUUAAGAUCAUUAACACGUCCAAGAAUAAUUGUUGAUUUAAAAUUAGAUGAAGUACCAAUGUCAAUAACAGAUGAGCAAUAUGAACAAAUUGUUAAAUGUAUUAAAUCAUUAGAAGAUAUUGAUCAACAAAGACGUCGUCGUAGAUGUCGACCAAUUGAUACAAUUAAAAAUCAACCAAAAGAAUGGUGGAAAUAUGCUGUACGUUGUCAUCUUGGUAAAAAUGCAUUAAAAAAUAAAAUAUCAUGGAAUGAUAUUAUUCAAAGAGGUAAAGAUAAUGUUAUUUAUGUUGAAACAUAUAAAAAAUUAUUAGAUAGUCCAACAAUAAUUUUAUCAGAUGAUUUAAAAGCUAUUAAAGAUAAAGUUGAAUUUGAAAGAAGUUUUGAUGAAAUAAGAGUAUUACGUGAAUUAGCAAUGUCCAUGGUUAAACCACCAAAUAAUAAACAAAAUGAACAAGAUAUAACAUCACAAAAUAUAAAUAAUACAUCACCAGCAGCAAGAGGUAUGUUAGUACAAUGGUUUCCACAAUGGUGGGGAUGGUAUUCAAAAACAUCAUCAAAUAAUAGUAAUUUACAAACAUCAACAAAUACAUCAACAUUUGAUGGUGAAUUACUUGAUGCACUUGCUGAAACAAUUGAUGAUAAUACAUUAUUACGUAGAGAUACUGUAUUUGGACAAUUUAAUUUUACAUUAUCAAAAGGUGCAAUAUCAUUGUGUACAAAAAAUAAUAAUAAUAAUAAUACAUCAGAUGUAGUAAAAAAAAUAUUUGAAUUACAAUUUGAACGUGUUAAUUUGAGUUAUGAAUCAAGACCAAGAUCUGGUUCACAUAAAUUUUCAAUAAGUCUUGGUGCACUUUAUUUACAUGAUUUUUUAACAGUAAAUUCAAUGUUUCCAAUUUUAAUACAGCCACAAAUAUCAUCAAUAAGUUCAUUAAAAUUAAAAACACAAACAGAUAAAAUUAAUAAUCAACAACCACAACAACAACCAUUAUUUGAAUUAAUAUAUGAAAAAAAACCAUUUAAUAAUAAUGUUGAUCAUUCAUUACAUCUUUAUUCAAAAUCACUUGAUAUUAUAUACAAUCAAAUGGCAGUUAAAUGGCUUAUUGAAUUUAUAAGUAAACCAUAUAAAGAUUCAUCAAAUCAACGUCUUCAAGCAAUGAAACGUAGAACACGUAGACAAUUAAUAAAAAAUUGGGAACAAAUAUUAGAGAGUGAUUUUGUAUAUCGUUCAUCAUGGGAUUUACAAUUUAAUAUAUCAGCACCACAAAUAUUAUUAGUUGAAAAUUUUCAAGAUGAUUCAAGUGCUGUUGUUGUUGUUGAUUUUGGUAGAUUACAUUUAACAAAUAAUAUUGAUUUUAAAAAAAUAAUUAUACGUCCUGGUUCACCAAAUAGUGAUGAUGAUACAACUGAACGUGAUGCUAAAGAUUUAAAAAUAGAUAAAGAUGAUGGUGGUGGUGGUAAUGAUGAUGAUGACGAUGAUGAUGAAAGAUUUCAAACACCUUGUUCAACACCACCAGGUUCACAAGAAAAUGAAUCAAUUCAAGAUUUUCAAGGAAUAUCAGAAAGUGCAUUACAUCAUAAAUUAUAUGAUAAAUAUAUAAUUAAUUUAUCUGAUCUUCAAGUAUUAGCAGCAAAAGCUAAAAAAGAUAAUUGGAAAGGUGCAAGAAUACGUGGAAUGUCAAUAUAUCAUGUAUUAGAAAAAUUUAAUAUAUCAUUACAAAUUGAAAGACGUGUUGUAUCAACAAUUGAUCCACAAUAUCCAUCAUUAACAAUAUCUGGUAAUUUACCAAGACUUGUUGUUCGUAUUAAUGAACAAAAAAUUGAUAUACUUAGAUCAAUGCAACAUUUAUUAAUAACAAAUUUUUUAGAUAAUAAUAAUACAGAUAAUACAAAAUCAUCAUCUGUAUUAUCACCAUCAUCAAAAUAUGAACCAGAUAGUCCAAAAAAAGAAGAAAAUUAUGAUAAAACAAUGAAUCGUGCAAUAAUGGUACAAUUUAUAAUUGAUACAAUGUCAUUUGAAUUACAAUCACGUGGUAGAAGUGUUGCUGAAUUAAAAGUAUCUGGUGUUAAAGCAGCAAUGAAUAAAACACCACAAGAUUUAGGUAUAUCAUUAUCAGUACAUGGAUUACUUCUUGUUGAUGCAAUGCAAGAAUUUGGUCCUGAUUUUGAGUUACUUGUUGCUAGUCAUAAACACGUUGGUAUGGAUAGUGUAUCUGGUAGUUUACGUGAUUCUGAACCAACAUCACCAGUAUCACCAUGUUCACCAGGUUCACCAGAUUCAACAAUAACAAGAAGAUUAACAUCACCAAUUGCAUUAACACGUGCAUUAUCAAGUCUUGCAAAUGACACAAAAAAUCCAUUAUCACCAAGAAAUAAUUCAUUUUUAGGACUUGAACAAUUUGAUAAUGAAGCAUUAAUUGUUGUUGAUUUAACAAUUAUUGAAAAUACCGAUGAAAAUUUAAGAAUAGCAAAUAUACAAUUUAAUAAUUUAGAUAUUAUUGCAAAUCAAGAAACAAUUGUUGAAUUAAUGGGUUUUGUUAGAAGAAUAUUACCAUCAAAUAAAAAAUUAAAAAAUAAAAAAUCAUUACAUCAACAAGAUUCAUCAUAUUUAAAUCAAUCAUCAAUUGAAAUACCAGGUAAACAAACAAGAACUGAAAUAACAUUUGAUUUUCAUCGUUUAAAUGUUUUAUUAAUGAGAGCUGUUAUGCAAGAUUCACAUUUAAUUGGACAAAAAAUAGCAACAGCAACAAUGUCAAGUGCUAGAAUACAAGCAACACUUUCAAUAAAUACAUCAAUAUCUGGUUCACUUGGUGGUUUACAAAUAUUAGAUCAAACAUUAACUGGUAAAACACAUCAAAGAAUAAUAAGUGUUGGAAGAGAUCCACUUGUUGAUACAAUUAAUCCACCAGUUGAACAUAUAACAAGUUUAUUAAAUCAACCUGAUGCAUUUAGAUUUUCAGCAAGUCGUUUUACAAAUACAUCAAAAACUCAAUCAUAUCCAGAUGAUGUUAAAAUAACAGUUAAAAUUGGUAGUGUAUGGUAUACACAUGCACCACAUUUUAUAUCUGAGCUUAGAUCAUGUGCUGAUGAAUUUAAACAAUAUUUAAGUAAUCUUGCAAGGCAUAUUGGUGCAGCAGCAACUGAUAUGGCAAUGGGUCUUGUACAUGCUGAUGAUUGGACAGUUGGACCACAACGUAAACGUUUACCAAGUUUUUCAAGUGUCGAUGGUUAUGAUGGUAAUAAUAGUAGUGGUGGUAAUAAUAGUUUAUUACCACUUGAAUUAGAUGUUAUACUUGAUAGUCCAGUUCUUGUUAUACCAAGAUCAUCACAUAGUAGUCAGGUGUUUGUUGCACAUCUUGGUACAAUGUUACUUCAACAUAAACCAUCUGAUAAUUCAAAACAAACAGUUAGUUUUGAAGUACGUAAUAUGAAUUUAUAUUCACUUGAUGUUGCUACAAAAAUAACAGCAACAAAUUUACCAUUAAGAGCUGAUGAAAUGUAUAAUUGUAAAGAUUCUGGUAAACCAAUAUUACAUGAUACAUCAUUAAAAAUAAUGGUUGAAAAAGAAUUUAUAUCAUCUGUACAUAGUUCAGGUUUUUUUAUUGAUCAAGAUUUUCAAACAAAUACUCAACAACAGCCAUUUGUUCAAGUACAUGGUAGUGUUAUAACACCAUUAAAAGUAUCAUUAUCACGUGGACAAUAUGAACAAUUAUUAGAUACUGUACAAGUAAUUUUUUCAACUGGACAAUCAAAUAAUUUUAGUAAUAUUCCACCAGUUGAAUGUGUAGAUAAUAAAUUACAAAAUUCACAACGAUCUUUUCAUGUUUCAUUAAAAGUUUCAUUUGAAUUACCAACACUUAGUAUUGAAUUAAAACAAGAUCAUUCAGAUCAACCACUUGUUAUGCUUUCAAUGCAAGAAUUUAUAGCUAAAUAUGAAAAAUUAUCAAAAAAUGAAUCAAAAACUGAAGUUGCAUUACGUUCAUUAGUAAUGGAAGAUCUUCUUUGUCCAGUUGGUUCAAAACAUAGACUAAUGAUGCAAUCAACAGCACCAACAAGACCAAAAGUACCUCUUGGUGUAUCAAGAUCUUGUCCUGAUUUUGGUUUUAAUAGAAAAUGGCGAAGUGAAAAUAGACGUGGUAGUUUACCUGAUCGUCUUGAAACUGCUACACUAUAUGGACCAGUACCAGCUCAUUGGAGAAAAGCAAUGUCAUUAAUUGGUACACCAAAUACACCACCACCAUCACCAGGUGUUGUAACAUGUGAAGAAAAUCUUGUUUUAAUAAGUAUUAAAAUGAUUGAAUCACCACCAAAAGAUACAGAUAUUAAUGCACAACCAAAAAUUCAUAAAACAGUAUGUAUAGAUUUUAAUUGUUUAGAUUUAAUUGUUAGUGUUGAAUCAUGGAUGAUUGUACUUGAUUUUUUUGGUAUUGGAACAAGUGUAGAAACAAAUAAUUCACAAACAUCAUUUCAACAUAUUGAAACUGUAUCAACUGCAACAAUUGCAACAACAACAUCAUCAACAUCAUCAUCAACACAAAUAUCAUGUGGUAAUUAUGAUAAUAAUGAUACAAAUACAUAUAAAAAUCUUGAAUCAGAAACAGAUAUUGAAAUAAGAUCAUUGACACUUGUAUUAACACGUACUGAUCGUGAAAUUGCAAAAGCAAAUAUAUCAAAUGCAUCAAUGACAAUAAUAAAAGGUAUUGAUAAAUCAAAAAUAUCUGGUUCACUUGGUUCAAUGUCAUUACUUGAUUUAACACCACAUGGACGUUUUUAUCGUGAAAGAUUUUUAUCAUCUGGUAAAAAAGCACUUAAUUUUCAAUAUUCAAGUUAUGAAAAUUCACAAAAACUAUCAUAUGAUGCUAAAUUAAAAUUACAAAUGUCAGCUGUACAUUAUGUACAUACACAAAGAUUUGUUGCUGAAUUACAAGCAUUUUUUCGUCAUUUUUCACAAUUACGUGCUGUUAUGAAAAAUUUACGUGCUGGUGAUGCAGCAAUAUUAAAUGUUAAUGUUGAAAGAGGUAUAAGAUUAUCAUUAGAUCUUCAUGCUGGUGCACCAGUUAUACUAUUACCAGUAUCAUCACAAUCAGAACAAUUAAUUAUUCUUGAUCUUGGUGAAUUAACUGCUCAUAAUUCAUUUCAUUUUUCAAAAAUUAAAGAUUCUUGUUUAUUAGAUGUUAUGCAUCUUGAAUUAGUUAAUAUGGAUGUUUAUGCAGCAAAAAGACUUAAUAACAUUGAUUUUGAACGUAAUGAAACUGACGAUGAUGAUGAUGAUACUAAUGAUACUAUUAAUAAUUUAAUGAUUGGUGGUUUUUAUAUUAAAAAACUUGGACCAAGUUUGUUGACUGAAAAAUGUCAUUUAAGUUUGAGAAUUGAAAGAAAUUUAGAUACUUAUUUAAGCAGAGAUAUUCCAGACUUGAGUGUACAUGGAACAUUGUCAACAAUGAAUUGUGCAUUAGAUCCAGCUCAGUAUAUGUUAAUACGUGGUUUAUUGUCUUAUAAUAUUGGUGAAAAUCUUGAUGAUGUACGUUUAUUUUUAGAUGACAUUGGAAAUAUUGGUGAUACAAAAGAAUUGUUUAAUUCUGAAGAAACAUUGGGAACUAUUGGUGGUAAAAUAUGGACACGUUCUUGUAUUAUUUUAGAUAUUGUUAAUGUUACUGUACAACUUCAUCCAAAUCAUGGAAUAGCACCACUUGCUUGUGUUAAUUUAAUUAAAUCAAGAUUAACACUUGAUUCAUUGAGUGAUGGUUCACAAGAUAUUGAUUUAGUUUCACAAGAAAUACUUAUAACUGAUACAAGAUUUAAAGAUGAACCAGUUAAUAAAAGAUCAAAUGUAUUUACAAGUAUAUUACAGCCAUUAAAAAAAUUUGGUAUUGGUACCGGUGAUCGUGUACAAGCUGAAAUACAUUUUAGAAGAAGAAAUAAUAAUUCAGCAACAACAAUAUUAUUACAUAGUAUGAGAUUAACAGCAAUAUUAGAUUGGUGGGAAGCUGUUAGAGAUUUUUUAAUUUUAAAUUCACCACAACCAGAUUUAAUAAUAAAUUUACAACAACCACAAACAAUAACUGAAACACAAAAUCAAACAAAUCAACUACCAUUUGAAUUAAAAUUAAAUAUAACAGAUUCAGAACUUGUUAUUGUUGAAGAUACAUCAUUAUGGGAUACAAAUGCUGUUAUAUUAAAAUCAACAGCUGUACUUGCAUAUAAAUCAUGUCCAAUUGAACGUGAAAAACCAUUAUCAUGUAAUUUAUCACAGUGUGAAUUAUAUUCUUGUAUUUUAGGAAUUGAAGAAGAAACAGCAUUAUCAAUAAUUGAUCCAGUUGGUGCAACUUUUGAAUUAACACAAGAUAAAAUAUUAGAAAUUCAUCUUAAUCCAUUAAAUGUUAAAUUAAGUUAUCAUGAUGUAACAAUGUUUUGUAGAAUGUUAAAUUCAUUACCAAAACAAACAUUAUGGGCUAAAAAAAGAUCAUUAUCUGGUCCACCAGCAAAUGCAAUAACAAAUCAUAUUGUUAAAUUAUCAGCACUUGGUUUUAAAGAAAUUGAUUGUGAAGCUGCAUUAAAUAAAUGUAAUGGACAAUUAGAUGAUGCAGCAUUGUGGUUAACACAAAAUGCUAUACCAAAUCCAAUUGACAAUAAUAAUAAUAAUAAUUCAAAAUUUGGUUUUAAUGUUAUUCAUAUUGAAACAUCAUGUUUAAGAAUUUGUGUUAUUGAUGAUUGUCGUGAUGCUGAUGUACCACUUAUUGAAUUAGUAUUAAUGGAUUUUUCUUUAAAACAAAUACUCAAUGGUCCUGGUUUUAUGACAUCAACAUUUGGUGUUGAUUAUUAUAAUCGUGUAUUAUCUGGUUGGGAGCCAUUUAUUGAACCAUGGAAAGCAACAGCACAAUGGGAAUAUUGUCGUGGACAAAAUACAACAAUAAAAAGAUUAAAAAUAAAUAUUGAUUCUGAUGAUUCAGUUAAUGUUAAUGUAACAUCAACACUUGUUGAAUUAAUAAAACUUGUCAAAGAUAAUUGGACACAAGAUUAUUAUUUAUCUAAAAAACAUGAUACAUUUACAAAAAAUUUUGAUUCAUUAAAAAAUCAAGCAUGUUAUAGACGUAGAUCACCAUUUGUUCCAUUUGCAUUAAAAAAUGAUACUGGAUCAAAAUUAUGGUUUAAAACAUUUAUUGCUGUUGCUGAUGAUAUUUAUUGUGUUGAUAAAAAUCUUAUAAAUGAUUCAUCAAAUUUAAAAAAAGAUAAAACAUGGUCAUGUGUAUUAUCUGGUGAAACAAUACCAUUUACAUUUGAAGAAAGAGGAAAAGUACGUCAUCAAUCAACACACAGUGUACGUCGUCAUCAAGUUAUUGUAUUAGUUGAUGGUUGGCAACCAGUUGAUCCAGUUACUGUUGAUAGAGUUGGUAUUUAUUUUCGUUAUGCAACAACUGAUCAAAAAACAAUAAAUAAUAAUAUAAUGACAAAAGCACGUGUUGUAUUUUCAGUUGAACUUGAAGGUUCAGCAAGAAAAUUAGUAACAAUUAGAUCAGCAUUACAAAUUGUUAAUAAAAUUGGUUAUUCAGUUGAUAUUAAAUUAGAAAAACUUGGUUUAAGUCAAUUUAAUUAUCCAGGUAUACCAGGUGUACCAGGUAUACCUGGUGUACCAUCAGUAUUUUCUGGUACAUCAACAACAACAAAAAUACUUCAUGUACCAGCAAAUUCAUCAAUAUCAGUUCCUUUGACACAUACAAAUGUUAAAAUGUUUGUUAAACCAGAAUAUCCAAAUAUGUUAUUUCAAUAUUGCAUGGAGCCAAUUGAUUGGACAUGUGUUAAAAAACCAAUGGAAAUAAUUGAAACAAUAACAACAUGUAAAACAAAUCAAAGUAAUAUAUUUAAUAUGUGUAUAUGUAUUAGACGUGAUAAUUAUCCAAUUGAUUUAACACAACAAAUAUUACCAGCUCAUACAAUAAGUCUAUUACCACCAGUGACAUUAACAAAUUUAUUGCCACAUGAAUUAUUUUAUCAAGUACCAACAGCUGAAUCUGGUCGUAUUGCACCAGGUUGUAAUGCUGAUUUACAUAAUCAUAAUAUUGAAGAACAAUUAGAAAUAACAUUUCAAUUAGAUGGUUAUCCUGGUAGUGGAACACUUAUUAUAUCACAAUUAACUGGUUCAUUUGUAUCACGUAUGAGAUUAACUGAUUCAUCUGGUAGAAUAUUAUUUCUUCAUGCUGCUGUUGUUAUUGAAAAAGGUUCUGGUGUACGUAUUAAUAUAACAGCACCAUAUUGGAUUAUAAAUAAAACUGGUUUACCAUUAGUAUUUCGUCAAGAGGGAGUUGGUAGUGAAGCUGCUGGACAAUUUGAAGAACAUGAAAAAGCACGUAUGGUUGCACCAUUAUUAUUUUCAUUUUCUGAUGAAGAAGCAAGUCGUACAUUAUCUGUACGUGUUGGUAUGUAUGUACAUACAAAUGGUGUAUCACAAUGGUCACAACAUUUUCAUUUACAACCAGGUGUACAAGUACAUCGUUUAAGAAUAAGUUUACGUACUGGUAGACCAGAUAUUGUUUAUUUAAUUGGUGUAUCAACAAGAUUUGCACGUGGUAGAUAUCGUGCAACAACAGUUGUAACAUUAUCACCACGUUAUCAAUUACAUAAUCGUUCAUCAUGUACUCUUGAACUUGCACAAAAAUGUUUUACAACAACAAUUAGUCAUCCAGAUGCACAAGCAACAUAUAUUACAGCAAUGCCUGAUUGUCAUAUGCCAUUUCAUUGGCCAAGACUUGAUAAAGAUCAAUUAUUAUGUGUACGUAUUAUUGAUGUAGCUAAUUGUAAUUGGUCUGGUGGUAUUAUUAUUGAUGGUAAUCAUUCAUUAACAAUAAAUAUUAGAAAUUCAUCUGGUAAAAUGCAUUUUUUAAGAGUUGAUGUUGUUUUACAAGAGAGUACAUAUUUUAUUGUAUUUACUGAUGCAAAUACAAUGCCACCACCAAUUAGAAUUGAUAAUUUUUCAGAAGUACCAUUAGCUAUUAAUCAAGAUGGUGUACUUGAUUGUCUUCAAUGGACAGUAAGACCACAUUCAUCAGUACCAUAUGCACUUGAUGAACCAACACAAAAUGCAAAUAUAACAGUAACAGCACCUGGUGGUGUUACUGGUGUAUAUGAUUUAAAUCAUCUUGGUGAAAAUCGUGGUUUAACAUAUGAAAAUUUUAUUUAUAUUGCUUUUACUGGUACAUUUAAAACUGAUGGUGAUUUAGGAACUGGUGAAGGAGGAUUAGAUCCACUUGAUGUUGAAACACAAAGAUUAGUACUUGAAGCUGGACCUGGUGGUUGGGUUGCACUUAGAAAAAAACAAAAUGGUGCAAGAAAUCAAUUAUGGCGAAUGACUGGUGAAGGACAAUUACAACAUGAGGGUUCAAGUCCACCAAGAGAUAAACAUUCAAGAACACUAGAUAAUACUGUUCUUGUAUUGGAUAUUGCUGGUACUGCACCACAGCCAUUUACAUAUUGUGCAUUGGCAUUAAGACGACCUGAUACAAGAAGACGAUCAACACAAACUUGGCGUUUUACUGAUGAUGGAAGAUUAUGUUGUACACAUAAAAAUAUGUGUGUACAAUCAAAAGAUGGAUUUAUGGGUCUCUAUGAAGGCGGCAGUGUAGCCCGUUGGCAAAUGUGGAGUGAAGCUGUACUGGGACCACAGAUACACACAAAUCCACCUCCAAUUGAACAACAAGUUGGAAGACAACGACUUCGACCUGGUUCUGGAUUUUUAUCAGUCACAGUUGCAACUGAUGGACCAACAAGAGCUCUUCAAAUUCUCGAUAUUAAAGAAAGGAAAAAGACAUUUGCAAUGUUAGAAGAACGUGAUUGGUCACACAUUGCUGUGACUCAACGUCCAAGUCAACUUGGUGCAGGCUACACAUCAUCAUCAAUGACAACUGCAACAACAAGAACAUCAACAACAUCAUCAUCAUCAUCAUCAUCGUCAUCGUCAUUGGGAUUAUCAUCCGAGAUUCAAUUGACAAUAAGUUUACCAUCUGGUCUAGGACUCUCUUUAAUAUCUAGAAGACCAGUUGAAGAGCUUGUAUUUGCUCGUCUUGCUGGAAUAACAUUUGAAACUAUAAGAACAUUAACAAAUACAACAUUAAACUUUAGCAUACUUGAUGUUCAAAUUGAUAAUCAAUUAUUUGAAGCUCAAUGUACAUCAGUACUUUAUAUAACACGUCCAUCACGUGAUCAUCAUGAUGAUAGACCAGCAAUAAAUGUUACAAGUGAAAAAUUACCAUCAAAAAAUCAAAAUGCUGAAAUAUUUAAACAUUUAACAGUUGGUAUUAAACCAUUGUGUAUACAUCUUGAAGAAAAAUUAAUAUUAAAAUUAGCAGCAUUUGUUGGUACUGGAAGAUCUGAUUAUGAAGUACCAGUUGAUGAAAAUGAUUUUAAAGCACAAAGAUUUAUAUCUGAAGUAUCAGCAGCUCAUGCAAAAAGAUAUUAUUUUGGUUUAUUAAAACUUGUACCAAGUCAAGUUAAAUUAAGUGUUCUAACAACAACAAAAUUACCACGUAAUUUACAAUCAAUAAAACGUAAACUUGGAUUAACAUUAAUAAAAUUUGAAGAUGCAACAAUUGAACUUGAGCCAUUUAUAAAACAGCAUCCAUUUGAAAGUAGUCAAUUUUUAAUUCAUUCAAUAAUAAAACAUUAUAAAGAUGAAUUAAAAUGGCAAGCAGCAGUAUUUCUUGGUUCAUUUGAUUUUUUAGGUAAUCCAUUAGGUUUUGUAAAUGAUAUAUCUGAGGGUGUAUCUGGUUUAAUAUAUGAUAGAAGUGUAUCAACACUUGUUAAAAAUGUAACUCAUGGUAUAUCAAAUUCAGCAGCAAAAGUAACUGAAACAUUAUCUGAUGGUUUAGGACGUGUUACAAUGGAUGAUGAUUAUGAAAAAGGUAGACAAAAAAUACGUGCAAAUAUUGCUGGUAGUAGUGAUCAUCUUGUUGCUGGUUUAAAAGGUUUUAGUUUUGGUAUUGUUGGUGGUGUUACAAGUAUAUUUAAACAAACAUAUGAUGGUGCUGCAAAUGAAGGUAUAUCUGGUUUUUUUACUGGUUUUGGUAAAGGUGUUGUUGGUACAAUAACAAAACCAGUUGUUGGUAUGCUUGAUUUAGCAAGUGAAACAGCAACAGCUGUUAGAGAAACAAGUAGAAGUGCACAUAGAACAAUACCAAAAAGAGAUAGAUUACCAAGAGUAUUAACUGGUACUGCUGGUUUAUUACCACCAUAUAAUUCUGAUAAAUCAGAAGGACAAGAAUUUCUUUAUAAUAUUAAUGAUCGUGAUUAUUCAGAAUUAUUUGUUGCAUAUGAUUGUUUAUGUUCAGGUGGUGAAAAUUUAAGUAUACUUGUAUCAGAUAAAAUUGUACGUGUUAUAUCUGGUAGUACUAAAAUUGUUGUUACUGAAGUUAAUUUAGCUGAUUUAUUACAUUGUCAACCAACUAAAAAAAUUGAAACAAAUGGUACUGUAUUAUAUUACAUUGAGCUUACAUCAAGAAUUGAUACAAAUAAUGGAUUAAAUAGUGAUGGUAAUGAGAUACUUAGAAGACCAAAAGUACGAUGUGACAAUCAUGAUAUUGCUAAAUGGGUAUCACAACAAAUUAACUAUGCCAAAGGUAUGCAUCAGGAAAGAAGUUUAACGCUUAUGUCAUCAGACACAAUGAUUGACGAUAUUCAAAUUUAUAAUUGAAUAUAAUUUAUUUCUUUUUCAUUUAUUUUUAUUUUUUUUUAUUUAUAAAGUAUAGGUGUAGGUAUAGAUAUUGUAAAGAAUAUAGAUUUUUAAACUAAUGGGCUGUGAAUAAUUUAUUAUUAAACUUGAG
Aphidius gifuensis is the source of this 12965-nucleotide messenger RNA. RefSeq names its product vacuolar protein sorting-associated protein 13D (gene Vps13D). Gene Ontology annotation, biological process: protein targeting to vacuole; mitochondrion organization; protein retention in Golgi apparatus. The coding region runs from base 347 to 12835 and encodes 4162 amino acids. Lineage: Eukaryota; Metazoa; Arthropoda; Insecta; Hymenoptera; Braconidae. The record is from RefSeq and is a predicted model, not a curated record. The transcript is spliced from 5 exons. Gene Ontology annotation, cellular component: extrinsic component of membrane.